AUGUCAUCAGAAAGCAAGCUACAGACCUUUCUCGAUUGGAGUGUCAACAAUGGUUCCAGAAUUGACGAAAGACUUCAAUUCAAAUGGACUAGUUCCGCAGGUGUAACGUGCUAUGCUCAAAAGACUAUUGGUAUCGAAACAAAGCCCUUGAUAUCCGUUCCUAAGAAACUAUUGAUUACAAAUGAAUUAGCAAGAAAGCAUUUCACCUUCAUGGAUAAACAACUUCCAACAUCAAAUCUGAAUGCGCUCACCCAACUAUAUUUAUCACAUUUAAAAUUUAAUUUAGAUACGUCAGACAAAGAGAGAGAUUUUUUCCAACCAUAUUUGGACAUUUUACCAUUGCAUAUGAAUCAACCUUACUUUUGGUCAUCAAAUGAGCUGGAAUUGUUGCAUGGGACUGAUAUUUUCUUAAAGAUAAAACAAAAUUUCUCUUCUUUACUUGAAGAGUUCACAGAGUUAGCUACUAUACUGCAUAUUGAUGUUGAAGAUAUACCUACUAGUGAGACAGUAUUUACAUAUAUUGAGACCCAUUUAAAUAACUUGCAUUCAGGGAAUAUCCAAUGGAACAGUUUUAUGGCUUAUUUGUGGAGUUCUUCUAUUUUUACAUCUAGGGCAUUCCCUCAACUUUUAAUAGAACCUACCAUAGCUAGAGAGGAAAGUUCUUUGGCAUUUCUAUAUCCAGUUGUUGAUCUUUUGAACCAUAAAAAUGAUACCAACGUGAAAUGGGAAUUUGAAAAAGAUGAAGAGAGAGCUGAUUUUAUCUUCAAUGAAACUUUGAAAGCUAAUGAUGAGUUAUUCAACAAUUAUGGGGACAAAUCCAAAGAAGAAUUGUUAUUGGGAUAUGGAUUCAUCCCUGAAGAUAUCAACCCAUAUGAUACUAGCAGUUUGACAUUGAGACUAGACGAAAACCAUAUUUCACAAGCUCGACUACUGGCAAAAUUACCUGACGUCAACCUUGCUGCGGACAAUUGUGUUCAAUUCUCACUGUCCAUUAAGGAACCAGUACCUGAUUCCCUAUUUAGAUUAUUUGGUUACUUGAGUAAAUUGAAAUCUGAAAACACUUUAACCUCUAGAAGUAUUCUUGAAGGCUCAGAUGAAUUAUUAACAAUAUUAACAAGUAAACUGGACCAACUGAAAAAUAAAGGUGCCAUUUCAAAUUCUUCAAAAAAUUGUAGUCCAGAAAUUAUUAGAAUGGUUAAAAACUAUUUUAAUUCACAAAGAAGAAUAUUCCAAGCCUCUAUCGAUUUUUUACCAAGGUUUCAAAAGACUAUCUUGAAAAAAUGUGCCAAGGAAUGUCUCUCCUUCAAGACAAUUUACAAGAUGGACAAAAGAUUUUCAAAUAGUCUGUUGCUUUCUUUUGGUGUUGUUAAUUUUGAAGACUUAAUUAAGAAGGGUUAUUUGAAGCAGGCAUUACUAUUGUGGAUUGUUAGAAUUUCUAAUAAAGAUGAAUACAAAGAUGAUAAUAAGUUCUUGAAUUCGUCAUUUCAUUUUCUAGGUAUUGCUGAAUGUUUCCAAGAUGUUAGUUCUUCCAUAGUUAUCGAAAAAAAAGAUGUGAUGGAAUACAUGAGUUUUUAUAAGAGUUUAUUCCCAAUGUUGGGCGAAAAGAUUCCAGAAGUGUUUGAUAAAGGUAAUUGGGGUCUAAAACAAUUCAUUAUUGCUGAUACUGUUCUCGAUAGAUUAGUAUGGAUCAGAAAAUUAAAUCAAGAGCCUAUUUUCCUAAAGAAGCAACAUUUACAGUUAUAA
Messenger RNA from Naumovozyma castellii, 1743 nucleotides. It is a transcript of the gene EFM1, whose product is annotated as protein-lysine N-methyltransferase. Bases 1 to 1743 code for a protein of 580 amino acids. The transcript has a single exon. Lineage: Eukaryota; Fungi; Ascomycota; Saccharomycetes; Saccharomycetales; Saccharomycetaceae. The record is from RefSeq and is a predicted model, not a curated record.